This is a messenger RNA of Paramormyrops kingsleyae, 1171 nucleotides long. RefSeq names its product mesoderm development LRP chaperone (gene mesd). Gene Ontology annotation, biological process: protein folding. Lineage: Eukaryota; Metazoa; Chordata; Actinopteri; Osteoglossiformes; Mormyridae. The record is from RefSeq and is a predicted model, not a curated record.
GACGCGGAAAAGCCGAUCAGCCAAUCAGCGCCGUACAGCUGGAAAAGAUGGCGGCUUCCUUAUGGAGGUGUUUUUGUGUGCUGCUGUGUUUUACUUUAAUUUGUGUUCUAGCACUUGAGAAUGAUAAAAGUAAAAAGCCUAAAAAGAAGAAAGAUAUCCGCGACUACAAUGACGCGGAUAUGGCCAGACUCUUGGAGGAAUGGGAGAAAGAUGAUGACAUCGAAGAGGGGGACCUUCCAGAGCACAAAAGACAGCCCCCAACAAUUGAUUUCUCAAAAAUUGACGCUUCAAAGCCUGAGGAGCUCCUUAAAAUGAGCAAGAAAGGAAAGACAUUGAUGGUGUUUGCUACCAUAUCUGGAGACCCCACCGAGAAGGAGACUGAAGAAAUUUCAAGUCUCUGGCAGGGCAGCCUUUUCAAUGCCAACUUCGAUAUUCAGAGGUUUGUGGUGGGUUCUAACAGAGUCAUCUUCAUGCUACGUGAUGGAGGUUAUGCUUGGGAGGUGAAGGACUUCCUGGUGGCGCAGGAUCGCUGCGCAGAUGUGACCGUGGAGGGUCAGGUGUACCCUGGGAAGGCAGCGAAGAAAGAAGACAAGGCGAAGGCUAGCAAUGAUAUUAAACCGAAAAGCAAGAGCAAAAACAAGGAGAAGACGGGGAACAAAGAGAGCAAUAAGGCCAACAAACAGAGAGAGGAGCUCUGACACCGCUGUGAUUGACCAUUCAGAGGAAUUCUGGGAUAGUGUGAAGCUAACGCUUACAAACAUCCGAGAGUGCUGUAAACGUUGCAAAGUUCACCACCUUCCAUACUUGAAUGACUCACCAGUGUUGCUGCGGUCUAGAUCAAGUUCAGCUUUUUGCUUGAUUUCCUGUACUUGUAUAAGCUUUUGUUUCAGUUUUUUUUCAUAACCUAGAACAGAAACUUUCCACUACGUAAGUACGUCACACGUUUAUGGAAACUGAAGAGGAUCUGAAUUCACAUUUCAGUUUACCUUCCUGUGGUGUCGGUCUAACAUCAGUUUGUAUAUGUGAAGCGAUUGGUCUGAGAAUCUGUCAUGACUGUAUCCAUCUCUGCAUCCUGAAUGUUUUCAACUUUGGCAGCUGGGCUACAUGGUACAGUUUUGAAAUAAAGACUUUUUAAAAAUAAAUAAAUAAAUAAAAAGCUGUUGAUGCGAAA